Scylla paramamosain (green mud crab) is the source of this 4796-nucleotide messenger RNA. RefSeq lists its product as uncharacterized. NCBI's taxonomy places the organism in Eukaryota, Metazoa, Arthropoda, Malacostraca, Decapoda, Portunidae. The coding region runs from base 357 to 4796 and encodes 1479 amino acids. The record is from RefSeq and is a predicted model, not a curated record. The transcript is spliced from 2 exons.
GGGAGGGAGGGAAGGAGGGAGACAUGGAGGAGAUGGAGAAGUCAUUAGCGCGAGCCCCACCUGAUUAGUGUAUUGCGCAUCCACUUUUCUUAAAUUGUUUUUGCUUCAUGUUUUUGUUUUGUUUGGUCAUCCAACAAACGGGAUGUUUUAAGCCAGCGUCGAGGCUCGUCAAUGAUGUGUUGCCAUUUGUAAUUAUUCUAUCGUCGGCAACUGUCGCCAAAAAGAGGCUACUUAAACACAGUCGCCGGUAAAGAAACUUCCAGUAUUCUGCGAGGCAUCCUUCAGGAGUUGCGGGGCGUGUUCUUAGCUGUCUUCCCGCACAUUUGUUCUUCCAUACAUCCCAAGUGAACCACUGUAUGGGAAACUACAGAGCGUGGUCACUGGUGGGGGCGGGCACUUUUGCCCUCCUCAGCAGUGUUUUAGGCUUCUACAUCCCACCAGUAUCCUACAACCAUCAACCUCAAUGGCCGGGCAAUGUGAUUUCCUAUCGUGAAAAAUGGCAGAGGCCUGCACGGCCUAUUCACUUCUUCCUCCAAGAACCUCCUUACAUCCAACGCCCCAUGCUGAUGAAUGGUGUGACAUCGUUUCAGGAAAAGUGGAGGGGCCCAGCAUCUUCCGUGAAUCGCCUUGGACUUUAUCAGGGUCCAUCUCCGAGAGCUCCAGUACCUCCUGUCAGGACCCUUGUCCCAGGUUCUUUGAGAUCUCGAAAAUUGCCAUAUGGGGUAUUCCUUUCUGAAUCACAAGGAUACCCAACCCAUGUUUACGGCAAGACCCUCGACUCUUCCCGUGGAUAUAGGAGUUUUCCUCGUGGAAGAGCUCUUGAAGAUUCAACAGGAGUUCCAGGUUACCACUCAGGGAUCCCACUCGAACAUAGAAAGCAUUCACCAUCUGUCAAGUCGGGGACUACAACCCAGGCUGGACCUGAAACUGCUAAACACGAGAUGCUGUCUGGUGGCCCUGAGAUGCCAUUUGCUGGAUCUGAGGUGCUGUCUGCUAGACCUAAAGUGCCAUCUGCUGGACCUGAAAUGCCAUCUGCUGGACCUGAGGCACCAUCUGCUGGACUUGAGGUGCCAUCUGCUGGCCCUGAAGUGCCAUCUGCUGGACCUGAAUUGCCAUCUGCUGGACCUGAGGUGCCAUCUGCUGGCCAUAUGGCGCCAUCUGCUGGACCUAAGGCGCCAUCUGCUGGACCUGAGGCGCCAUCUGCUGGACCUGUAGUGCUAUCUGUUGGAUCUGAGGCGCCAUUUGCUGAACCUGAGGCGCCAUCUGCUGGCCCUGAGGCGCCAUUUGCUGGACCUGAGGUGCCAUCUGCUGGCCCUGAGACGCCAUUUGCUGGACCUGAGGCGCCAUUUGCUGGACCUGAGGCGCCAUCUGUUGGACCUGAGGCGCCAUUUGCUGGGCCUGAGGCGCCAUCUGCUGGACCUGAGGCGCCACCUGCUGAACCUGAGGCGCCAUCUGCUGGACUUGAAGCACCAUCUGCUGGACUUAAGGCGCCAUCUGCUGGACAUGAAGCGCCAUCUGGUGGACCUGAGGUGCUGUCUGUUGAACCAGGAGUGUUAUCUAGUGGACCCGACAUGCUGAAUGUUGAGCUCGUGGAGCUGUCUACUGGACCUGAGGUCGUGUCUGCUGGAACUAAGGCAAUGUCCUCUGGAUCUGAAAUUUUAUUUACUGAACCAAAAGUGCCAUCUAUUCAACCUGAGACACUGUCUGCUGGACAUGAGAUGUUCUCUAUUGAGCCCAAAAUGACGUCUGAUGGGCCUGAGCUGCUGUCUGCUGGAUAUGAGAUGCUGUCUGAAGGUCAUGAAAUGCUGCCUGCUGAGUCCAGGGUGUUGUCUGUUGGAUCUGAGAUAAUGGCUGAGAGAUCAGAGUUGCAGUCUGUUGGAGCCAAAGACCUGCCUGCUGGACCAACAAAGCUGUCUGACAGACCCCAGAUACUGUCAGGUGAUCUUCAUAUGCAUUCUCUUGAACCUGAAAUGCUUUCUCAUAGACACAACAUGCUGUCUGUUGAGCCGGAGAUGCUCCCUGUUAGACAUGAGGCACUGUCUGUUGGGCUCACGGCAAUGUCUUUUGGCUCCGAGGCACUGCCUAUUGCCCACGAGACACUGCCUGUUAGCACCGAUCUACUGUCUGUUGCCCACGAGACACCACCUGUUAGCACCGAUGUACUGCCUGUUGCCCACGAGACACUGCCUGUUAGCACUGAUGUACUGCCUGUUUUCCACGAGACACUGCCUGGUGCUCACGAGACACUGCCUCUUAGCACAAAUGUACUGCCUGUUGCCCACGAGACACUGCCUGUUAGCACCGAUGUACUGCCCAUUGCCCACAAGACACUGCCUGUUAGCACCGAUAUACUGUCUGUUGCCCACGAGACACUGCCUGUUAGCACCGAUGUACUGCUUGUUGCCCACGAGACACUGCCUGUUAGUACCAAUGUACUGCCUGUUGCCCAUGAGACACUGUCUGUUGGCACCAAUGCACUUCCUGUUGACGCCGAUGCACUGCCUGUUGGUACCGAUGCACUUCCUGUUGGCAUCGAUGCACUGCCUGUUGGUACCGAUGCACUUCCUGUUGGCAUCGAUGCACUGCCUGUUGGCACUGAUGCACUUCCUGUUGGCAUCAAUGCACUGCCUGUUGGCACUGAUGCACUUCCUGUUGGCAUCGAUGCACUGCCUGUUGGCACCGAUGAGCUUCCUGUUGGCAUCGAUGCACUGCCUGUUGGCACCGAUGCACUAGCUGUUGGGCAUGAAACACUGCCUGUUGGGCAUGAAACACAGCCUGUUGGCACCGAUGCACUUCCUGUUGGCACCGAUGCACUGCCUGUUGGGCAUGAAACACUGCCUGUUGGCACCGAUGCACUACCUGUUGGGCACGAAACACUGCCUGUUGGCACUGAUGCACUUCCUGUUGGCACUGAUGCACUGCCUGUUGGGUACAAAACACUUCAUUUUGGCACCGAUGCACUUGGACUCGAGGCAAUGUCUCUUGGCCAUGAGACACUGCCUGUUGGACUUGAGGCAAUGUCUCUUGGCCACGAAACACUGCCUGUUGGACUCGAGGCAAUGUCUCUUGGUCACGAGACACUGCCUGUUGGACUCGAGGUGAUGUCUCUUGGUCAAGAAACACUGCCUGUUGGACUUGAGGCAAUGUCUCUUGGUCACGAGACACUGCCUGUUGGACUCGAGGUGAUGUCUCUUGGUCAAGAAACACUGCCUGUUGGACUCGAGGCAAUGUCUCUUGGUCACGAGACACUGCCUGUUGGACUCGAGGCAAUGUCUCUUGGCCAUGAGACACUGCCUGUUGGACUCGAGGCAAUGUCUCUUAGUCAAGAAACACUGCCUGUUGGACUCGAGGCAAUGUCUCUUGGUCACGAGACACUGCCUGUUGGACUCGAGGCAAUGUCUCUUGGUCACGAGACACUGCCUGUUGGACUCGAGGCAAUGUCUCUUGGCCAAGAAACACUGCCUGUUGGACUUGAAGCAAUGUCUCUUGGCCAUGAGACACUACCUGUUGGACUCAAGGCAAUGUCUCUUGGCCCUGAAACACUGUUUGAGAAACCAGAGGCACUGUCCAUUAGAGCUGAGGCACUGUCUGCUGGAUCUGAAGCACUAUCUAGUGCACUCGAGAUAUUUCCUGCUGGACCCAAAACAGUGUCUGUCAGAGUAAAGGCAAUGUCUGUAGCACCAGACACACAGCCUGUUGACACCGAAGCAUUAUCUAGUGAACCCAAGGUACCAUCUUUGAGACCAGAGGCACUAUCUGCUGGAUCUGAAGCACUAUCUAGUGGAUUCGAGAUAUUUCCUGCAGGACCCAAAACAGUGUCUGUCAGACUAAAGGCAAUGUCUGUAGCACCAGACACACCGUCUGUUGGCACUGAAGCAUUAUCUACUGAACCCAAGGUACCAUCUUUGAGACCAGAGGCACUGUCUGUUGGACCAGAGACACUGUCUGUUGGACCAGAGGCACAGUCUGUUGGUCCUGAGGCAAUACCUGUUGUACUCAAGGCACGGUCUGUUGGACCCGAAACUCUGUCUGUUGAACUAGGGUCACUGUCUGCUGGAUCUAAGGCACUAUUUGUCAAACAUGAGGCAGUGCCUGAUGGACCAGAAAUACUGUCUGAUGGAGCCUGGGCACAGUCUGCUGGACAUGAGGCUCUAUCCAUUGGACUUGAGGCACUGCCUGUUCAACCCAAGGCACUGUCUGUUGAACCUGAGGCAUUGCCUCAGGUGUUGUCUGCUGGAUCUGAGGCACUCCUUGUUGCAUCAGAGACACUGCCUGUUGUGCCCAAAGUGCUGCCAACUGAGUCUCAUAAUAAAAUCCUGUUUAUUCAAUCUCAAACAUCACCAACUGCACACCAAAAUAACUUAUCAACUCCUCAUACAGACACUAAUCAGAGCACUUCACCAAUUCAGGUUAAAAAAAUUCUGUCAGAGAUUGAAACUGCCUCACUGACACUCAAAACAGAUCCACAUCCAGUACAGACAGUCCCUGAAGUAGGUUCAACAACUGAAAUACCCACAGCAGAAAAUGAAGUAAUCUUGGAGGGAGCUGACAUAUCUCUGCCUGCCGCUCAAACACCAGAAACCAAAAUCAAAACAGCCGUGUUACCAGAAAGCACUGCUGGAGCUACUUUGACAGCCAACCUGCAACACCCACACAUGCCUGAUUUAUCACUGUUGUCACGUUUCCGCCAUGAGUAUGAGACAGUGGCUCCCGGGGUUGAGCACAUGCUGCCUUGGGAUUCUGCGUUUUCUUUGCCCCUCCACCAAGACCCUCAGUUGCCACCACACCAUCCAUAG